AUGACAUCCACAAGUUCUUCGGCCACAGUGGCAAUUCCAGCUGUCAAUGGCGAGACCACUUGGCACGGGGCUGGAGCCGCAGAGUUUGAUAUGCGCAGCGACACCAUGACGAAACCGACCCCGGCCAUGCUGAACGCAAUUUGCCAAACAACACUGCUGGACGAUGUAUUCAACGAGGACCCCACAACGAAUAGCCUCCAAAAAUACGUCGCCGAAAGAACCCGACAUGAGGAUGCGCUCCUAGUAAUGUCAGGGACUAUGGGCAACCAGGUUGCUAUACGCUCUCACCUAGCACAACCUCCUUAUGCUGUCUUGUGCGACCACCGAUCACAUAUCGUCUGCUAUGAAGCAGGAGGCGUCAGCUUGUGGACGGGGGCGACGGUGCAGACCGUCAUACCUCAAAAUGGGAUUCACCUGACACUGGAGGACAUCCAGAAACACGCUGUACUCGACGACGACAUCCACCACUGUCCCACCAAACUGAUCAGUUUGGAAAACACUCUGAAUGGAUUGAUCAUGCCUCUCAGCGAAGCGCGACGUAUCGUGGAAUGGGCCCAUGCCAAUGAUAUCAAGGUACAUCUGGAUGGUGCUAGGCUGUGGGAGGCUGUGGUUUCGGGAGCUGGAAGUCUCUCAGAGUACGCUAGUCUCUUCGACAGUGUAAGUCUCUGCUUCUCGAAAGGGCUGGGAGCGCCAAUCGGCAGCAUCAUUGUCGGAUCCCAACAAUUUAUCAAGAAGGCGCGCUGGUUCCGCAAGUCUAUUGGUGGCGGCGGCCGCCAAACUGGCAUUCUUGCUGCCGCCGCCCGUGUGGCUCUUGAAGAAACCUUCGGGACAGAUGAUCAGGGCAAGACCGGAAAGCUUGCUGCAACACACGCAAAGGCUCAGGAGGUGGCGGAGCUAUGGACUAGCCGUGGAGGAAAAUUGCAAUACCCCGUGCAUACCAACAUGGUCUGGCUGGACCUGCAAGCUUCUGGUGUGGGCCCCAAUGACCUAACUUCCAUCGGCCAAGAACAAGGUCUGCAAUUACUUGGUAAUCGAGUGGUCGUCCAUUAUCAAGUAUCCGACGAUGCCAUUGCUCGGCUGGACAAGGUCUUUGAUAUUGCUCUUAAGGGCAGCUACCAGCGAAGCGAAGACAUGAGAAAGGCAUACGGAAGCAGUAACCACUAG
Messenger RNA from Penicillium oxalicum, 1164 nucleotides. Its product is annotated as threonine aldolase GLY1. Lineage: Eukaryota; Fungi; Ascomycota; Eurotiomycetes; Eurotiales; Aspergillaceae. The record is from RefSeq and is a predicted model, not a curated record. The coding region runs from base 1 to 1164 and encodes 387 amino acids. Gene Ontology annotation, biological process: glycine biosynthetic process; L-threonine catabolic process. Gene Ontology annotation, cellular component: cytosol. Gene Ontology annotation, molecular function: L-allo-threonine aldolase activity. The transcript has 3 exons.